AUGUCGGGACAACUGCCAGACAAGGUUCCUGCGGCCGGAGCAGGCCUUCCUGGUUCAUCCCAAACCUCCUCUCAAGAGGUCUCUCCUGUCCGGAUCUCUCGCAGCGUUUCUGCCAUCCCACAACUCUCGCGGUCUCGCAAGAAUAGCCAGGAGUUCAGCCCGACGCGAAGUACUACUGGGCAGCAUACUACUGUGCCGUCGGCGGCAGCAGUUCAGCGAGCACUCUCCGCACAGAGACCAAUAUUACAGUCUUCGAGUAACGAUGGUGUGGUCGACGGUGUUCGAUCUUCCGACAACAGGCAAUUGAGAUCGGGCCAAAAUUCGCCGUCCUGGCCUACCUCACCUCGGUUGAAAUCUCCUCCUCCUUCAAAAGUGGGAGGAAGAUCACAGGCUACCAAAAGAAGUGACCCCGAGCAAAUGCAGCCAAACACAUCGUUGAAAAGAUUGGCUACUCUUCCCAAUCCCGAGCAAGCCACUGCCCUACACGUUCCUGACGGUCAAGAUUCAACAGUUCCGCCGUCGACACUACGAGCGUCAGGUCGAGGCCCAAGUGCCGGCGGAAGCGCUCUGGAGACUGUCGCUGAAAGCAGUGUUCCUUCGACUCCGUCUAUCGGCCCCGUCGCUACAUCUCCAUCGGACCAAAAGAUCGAUGCGCAUAGCCUUGACCAACCGGCAGAGCCCCGACCUGGGCCUCCUACGAACAAGGAGAGCGAAACAAGUGGCGGCGAUGGCAGCUCAAAAGCACCUGCAAACAAGGUAGAAAGCGGGCGCAGAUCGAGGGCUCCAAGUGGCUCACGUCCCGCCUCUGAGCUGGCAAAGCGAUCCUUCACCAGUCUUGCUAGUGCCAAAAACAAACUGGCCACCGACCCUCCUAGGACCAUGACGGUGGAAACCGAGACUGUCACCUCGAUACCUCAACUAUUAGGCCCGGACCGGGGUGUCUCUGGCAGGGACGGAAAUGGAAGUGUGAGAACAAAACCAAGCAAUGAGACGAUCCGCCCUAAAAAGGAGAAGAAGAGGUCAGCUCGUAAGGCGCCGUCGUUACAUGCAGGGACUGUCACGUCCAAAGCAGACUUGUUUGAGGCCAGGGUUGCAAGUGCCGUCGAUGAGGCUGAUUCUUCCGAUUCGGACGAGACAUUUGUGUAUGAGUCUAACCCACCAGACAACCGACCCAGUCGCCAUCAUUCUCGAACUCCAAGUGCAACCUCCCUAGCGAGUCAAGAUCAGCACGGUGUUCGUAGUAAGCACGGCGUUCGAAGUGGUAGUCAUGCUAUAGCUGGCAAGAAGAGCAUGAAGUUUUCCAAUAACGCCCACAACAAUCAUCUGGAUGGAGAGACCGGUCCGGAAGGACGGGCGAACCAACGCAAUACAAGUACGACGCCUCGCCAUCAUCAUAUCAGCAGACAUGGACGGCCCCAUCAUACGUCCCUUUUUGAUGCAGACUCGCCAUUCACUCAAGGUAGCAAGUCGAGUUCUCCACGUACGUCGACCAACAAUUUGUCCCGCUUCUCGAGGCCAAACAGCCCCAGGUUGUCCAACGGUCGGUUGCCGGGGAGUCCGCGGAAAGGAGAAGCAUUUGACGCCUACGAUGAUGCCGCCGACGAUGAACGAGCUCCCCUUAUCGGCUCGGUGCGCAUCAAUCGUGCCCGGCAUAGUCGUCGGCCCCACAGUGUGACAUUGCGGCAGAUGGACUUUGAUGAUGACUAUGACCGGGGCUACUUCGGGCGGUAUGGGGGCUGCAUUUUUCUGGGGGUUGUUGUUGUCAUUGUAUGUUGUGGCAUCACGGCCUUGGUGAUGGUGCUCAGCCGACCCUUGACAGAUGUGUCUAUCAAACACAUCCAGAACGUUCUUGCGUCCGAGCAAGAACUGAUGCUGGAUCUGCAUGUCCAGGCGGUCAACACGAACCUUUUCGCCAUUACCGUCAAUGACCUGGAUGUCAAUCUAUUUGCGGAAAGCCCUUACGUCGGGAUGGUGGCACACCGGGACCACGAGACAGGCGCUCUUCGGUGGGCUUCUCGGCGAAGUCGCAGUAUCUCUGGGUCGGCCUGGCUUCCCUGGCACGCUGCGGACGGAGUAGAUGAGGGUACUGAUCCGAUUGAUGACCCUGAAUCUGGGACUCCGAAGAUGUUGCUGGGAAGAAUCUUUGAAUUCGACUCUCCAUUGGUAUUCGACGCCUCCCCUCUCCGACGCACCUUGAGUUCCUCUGUUGGGGAGAUUCGGCUGGCGAAACCUGGUAACAAAACUGAGGAGGGAGGGUCCGCUCGAUGGGAGAGAGGCUUACAACACCCGUUUGAUUUGAUUGCACGAGGGGUGAUCAAGUACCAGCUGCCUCUGAGCUCCAAAAUAAGAUCUGCGAAGAUUGGCGGCCGAGUUCAGGUAUUGCCAAACGACGGUGAAUCCGGUGACCAAACCUGA
This is a messenger RNA of Capronia epimyces CBS 606.96, 2415 nucleotides long. RefSeq lists its product as uncharacterized. The record is from RefSeq and is a predicted model, not a curated record. Bases 1 to 2415 code for a protein of 804 amino acids. NCBI's taxonomy places the organism in Eukaryota, Fungi, Ascomycota, Eurotiomycetes, Chaetothyriales, Herpotrichiellaceae. Gene Ontology annotation, biological process: vacuole inheritance; positive regulation of phosphatidylinositol biosynthetic process; protein localization to vacuolar membrane. The transcript has a single exon. Gene Ontology annotation, cellular component: PAS complex; fungal-type vacuole membrane.